Molecule: messenger RNA, 2196 nt
Organism: Eucalyptus grandis
Lineage: Eukaryota; Viridiplantae; Streptophyta; Magnoliopsida; Myrtales; Myrtaceae
Product: receptor-like protein 52
Exons: 1
Coding region: 1-2196 (731 amino acids)
Molecular function (GO): protein binding
Source: RefSeq, a predicted model, not a curated record
AUGCCGAGACCGACCCCAUCACCUCCUCAUAUUUACAUCUUCUUCCUCUCGUACAUCCCCUGUCUCGUCUUCCUGUGCUUCCUCUCCAUUGUUGCAGAGUCUCAAAUCCAAGAUCAAGAACAGAAAGUCCUGUUGAAGCUGAGGCAAUCCUGGCAAGACCCAUCUUCCCUCAACCACUGGGUCACCUCCAAUUCAUCCUCCCACUGCACAUGGCCUGAGAUCACAUGCCAAGAAGGCUCGAUAACUGAGCUCAAUCUUGUCAACCUGAACAUAAAUUAUUCGAUCCCCCCAUUCAUCUGCGACCUCAAGAAUCUAACCAAGCUCGACAUCUCCUACAACAACAUUCCUGGAGGGUUUCCCACUGUUCUCUACAACUGUUCCAAGCUCGUGUACCUCGACCUGUCCCAGAAUUACUUCGAAGGUCCUAUUCCAUCCGACAUCGACCGGAUGGCCAAUCUUCAGGUCCUGAUUCUUGCCGCCAACAGCUUCUCAUUCGAUGUCCCAGCAUCGAUUUCAAGGCUGCGGAGGCUGAGGAUCCUUCACCUUUACCAGUCCGAGUACGAUGGCACUUACCCUGAAGAGAUUUUUGGCCUGUCUGAUCUCGAAGAACUGAGGCUCGAGUACAACGACAAGUUUGUGCCAUCGCAGCUACCGCAGAACUUCACUGCCCUGAAGAAGCUACGGUUCUUCUCGAUGGCACAAACAAACCUGAUUGGGGGAAUCCCAGAGACUAUUGGGAAUAUGGAGGCUCUUGAGCACUUGGAUUUGGGGAGGAAUCUGCUGACGGGAGAGAUCCCGGGCAGCAUUUUUACUCUGAGGAACUUGAGCAAGUUGUACGUGUACACAACCAACGUGUCCGGGUUGAUCCCUCAGUCAGUGAGCGCCGCGAACCUGAGCGUGAUUGAUCUGUCUUUUAAUAACUUGACAGGGAACAUACCUGAAGAUUUUGGGAAGCUCGAGAAUCUAUCCAUCUUGAGUUUGCAGUUCAAUCAAUUAUCUGGUGGAAUCCCGGAAGGCAUUGGGCGUCUUCCCGCUUUGUCUGAUGUCAGGCUUUCCAACAACAAUCUAUCAGGCAUGAUCCCCCCGGACUUCGGCAAGUUUUCCCCACUCAGAAGAUUCGAAGUGGCCUUCAACAGCUUGACUAGCGCGUUGCCUGAACAACUGUGCCAUGGCAGCACGAUGUUCGGGUUGGCUGUCAUGGACAACAAUCUCAGCGGGGAGUUGCCCGAGUCACUUGGAAAUUGCAGUACUUUGUCCAUCGUGAUGUUGAACAACAAUGGAUUCACCGGCAAUGUGCCUGGAGGACUCUGGAUGUCCCGGAACUUGACGGUUUUGAUCUUGAGUGGUAAUGGAUUAACUGGCGAGCUUCCUGAGGAGCUGUCCCCAAACCUCACUCGGAUCGAAAUGAGCAACAACAAAUUCUUCGGGAAGAUUCCGAGCAUGGUGUCUUCGUGGAGGAACUUGGUGGUGUUUGAUGCCACUAAUAACCUCCUCAGUGGCACGGUUCCGACUGAAUUGACCGAGCUUCCUAAGCUGACGAGGCUUUUGCUCGGUCAGAAUGAGCUCUCUGGAAACCUUCCUACAGCUAUUGUUUCGUGGAACUCCUUGAGCACUCUGAAUCUUAGUCACAAUCAAUUGUCAGGACCGAUUCCUAGCAAAAUCGGUCUUCUACCAGUACUCACGCAGUUGGACCUGUCCGAAAACCAACUGUCCGGCUUGAUUCCUCCUGAAAUCGGCCAGCUGAAUCUGAACCGUCUCAAUUUAUCCUCCAAUCGCCUCAGUGGACGAAUCCCAAAUGAGUUAGAGAACGCUGUGUACAGUGCCAGUUUCCUGGACAACCUGGGCCUCUGUGCAGCCAAUUCAUUCAUGAGGCUCAAUGUCUGCAAUUCUCAAUCCCGUAGAUGGAGCAAAAGCUCACCGACCAGACUUGCCUUGAUUGUGCUCUUGGCCGUCGCUGUGGCAAUACUCGUUUUGAUGGUGGCGAUAUUCACAAUCAGAGCUUUCCAAAAGAAGAGAGAUGGGUUUGAUUCAACUCCGAAGCAGACUCCAUUCCGAAGUUCGAAUUUUUCAGAAUCGAAUGUUCUGUCGGGAUUAAAGGAGCAUAAUGUGAUCAGAAGUUGCGGGUCAGGGACAGUGCACAAUAUUAUCGAGAAUCGUUCUGGUGACGCCGUUGUGGUAAAAAGGAUUUCCAAUUAG